GUAAAACGUUGUUAAUUUUUUGCGGAGAGCCACCAAUGUUCAUAUAAAUAUCACCGUUGCGUCUAAAGAGUAUAAUUACAAACUGUGUAUACUAAGUAAGAGAAAGAGUGACUUUUGAUAAAGACGGGAUCACUGUAUUGGACAAUGGAAAUUGUGCUUGUAAUUAUGGCUGCUGUCGCACUUGUCGGCUUCGUGUCCGCCCAAGACGAUGGACCAGUCGUGAAACCGAACAAAGCCGAUAACCUCUGUUUCUACAACGGAAAAACGUACAAAUUGGGAGCAAGCUUUUCCGAUGGCUGUAAAAACUGUACAUGCAAGUUGGGAGGGGAGAUUGUCUGCAAACCAUGCCCAAAAUCGUGCAAAUAUAAGGGGCUUACCUAUGACCACGGUAAGACGAUUCCAAACUGUUGCUGCAAGGAAUGCAAGUGCAACGACGGCAAAACAUGCUAAACAACUGACGACUAUAUUGUGUAUAUAUGCAUAUGUAGCAGUGGCGUAUCCAGCACAUGCUAUUGUUGUUUUCCCUGUAAUUUUGAACAAAACAUUCUUCCAUUUCCUGAAUAUUUGUUCUUAAAGAUAAAAGUAUGUCAUCAUUUUUAACUGAGAGAAAGUUAAUGCUAUGUUUGAAACAACAAUUUGAGUAUGAACAAUAAA
This is a messenger RNA of Dreissena polymorpha, 654 nucleotides long. Its product is annotated as protein kinase C-binding protein NELL2-like. The record is from RefSeq and is a predicted model, not a curated record. The transcript is spliced from 5 exons. NCBI's taxonomy places the organism in Eukaryota, Metazoa, Mollusca, Bivalvia, Myida, Dreissenidae. The coding region runs from base 145 to 450 and encodes 101 amino acids.